This is a messenger RNA of Brugia malayi, 2106 nucleotides long. RefSeq names its product Sodium:neurotransmitter symporter family protein. Gene Ontology annotation, biological process: sodium ion transmembrane transport. The transcript is spliced from 15 exons. Gene Ontology annotation, cellular component: membrane. The coding region runs from base 1 to 2106 and encodes 701 amino acids. The record is from RefSeq and is a predicted model, not a curated record. NCBI's taxonomy places the organism in Eukaryota, Metazoa, Nematoda, Chromadorea, Rhabditida, Onchocercidae.
AUGAGUCACAGAGAAAACGAUUUAUCUUGCAUACCGACGAAUAUCGAGGAAAGCCGAAUAAUAUCCAACACUUCCAUCGAGUCGAAAUUCAGUUCAAAAGUUACAUUCAGUGCUGGAUCCGUAGCAUUUGAACACAAAUCGAAUGAAACAGAUGGACUAACAGAGGAAAAAGAGUAUCAUCAAGUGGUAAUCAACGACAACAGUAGCAGUAGUGGUGCUGACGAUCGUGAAGGAUGGGAUAACAAAAUGCAAUUUCUGAUGGGUGUUAUAUCAUAUGCUGUUGGCCUUGGAAAUGUUUGGCGAUUUCCGUAUCUGUGUCAAAAAAAUGGCGGUGGUGCAUUUUUGAUACCAUACUGUAUAAUGAUGUUUGUCGAAGGUACACCAUUGUUUCUUGUUGAACUUGGUAUUGGACAAAAAUUACGAUUAGGACCUGUUGGUGUUUGGAACGAAAUUCAUCCUUAUUUUGGAGGUGUUGGAGUGUCUGCAGCCAUUGUUUCGUUUCUUGUCGCUCUUUAUUAUAAUGUAAUCAUCACCUGGUGCAUAUAUUACCUGUACAGAUCCUUCGAUAUCAAUUUGCCAUGGAGCAGUUGUCCUGAAAUAAAUGGUUCUGUGGUGGAGGAGUGCCGGAUAUCUAGUUCCACAACAAGUUAUUUCUGGAAUCGUGAAGCAAUUAACACAAGCGAGUCAAUAGGUGAUUUCGGUGGUUUUGUUCCUCAUAUGACAGUUUCACUGAUUCUUGCAUGGGUGCUAAUCUACCUCUGCGUUAUGCGUGGCAUCAAAAGUAGUGGAAAGGUUAUGUAUCUUACGGCUACUUUUCCAUAUGCUGUUACAACCAUAUUCUUAAUAAGAUCACUGAUGCUUGAUGGCGCAGCUGAAGGUUUGAAGUAUAUGAUGAAUCCUGAUCUAAAGCGUUUAUGGGAUCCAAAUGUUUGGAUGGAAGCUGCAACACAAAUAUUUUAUAGCAUGGGAUUAGGUUUUGGUGGAUUGAUAGCAUUUGGAUCUUACAAUCCGGAAAAGAACAACUGUAAAAAAGAUGUUCUUUGGCUUUCUCUUUGCAAUCUAAUCACCUCACUUUACAUGGCUAUUGUUAUUUUUUGUGUUCUUGGCUAUAUGGGUGUACAAAACUAUAACAAUUGUAUAAAACGUGAUAUGGCUAAUAUUCUUGCCAUAUAUCCAAAUAAGUUUCGCAACUUUGAUGAAAUUCAAAAGAAUAUAUCAGUGGAGCAAUAUGCAAUAUGGAUGUACCGCGACUUCCAUGACACCGAAUAUUCUCUUCUGGCCAAUGUGACAGGUCAUUGUAAUUAUAAACAGAUCAUUUCACAGGCAGCCGAAGGGACCGGUUUAGCGUUUGUUGUAUUCACAGAAGCAAUAAAUCAAUUUCCAUUUCCACCUUUUUGGGCAGUAAUGUUCUUCCUGAUGCUCUUAAUGCUUGGCAUGGGUUCAAUGUUUGGUACUUUGGAAGGUGUAAUAACAUCACUGAAUGACAGCAAAUUAAUCAGCUUGAAAAAACCCGUUCUCACAGCCAUUUUAUGUUCAAUUGCUUGUGGUAUUGGUCUUGUUUUCACAACACAUUCCGGUCAGUACUGGGUAAUGUUGUUUGAUCAUUUCGCUGGUACUUACUCUCUAAUGGCUGUAGCUUUUUUUGAAGUUUUAGCUGUGAUAUACGUUUACGGAUGGCAAAAUUUUGCUCGAGAUUUAGUGGAUAUGACUGGUGAAACAAUUUCUUGUUAUUGGACUAUAACAUGGCGUUUCAUAUCACCAGUCCUGAUGCUUAUCCUCUUUUUUGCUUCCAUUAUCAAAUCUUUCAUUGAUUUACCGAGAUAUUCGGUUUACAAUUCUGUGACAACACAUCAAAAUGCACAAACAUAUCCCGAGUGGGUCUUGAUUAUUGCCAGUUCAAUGGUUUUAUUUGCUAUGGCACCAGUACCGUUGAUAUGGUUUAUUCGGAAAUUCAAAAUUAUGAAUUUAGAGAUGGAUAUACCUACAUCUCAGAAAUGUCUAAAUGCAACACCGAGUACAACAUACAUUCUCAGGUCUGUAUCAACGGUUGCUCAAGUUUCCACUGAAAGUAAUGCCAAGUUAUUGCCGUUAAAAGCUUCCUUCUAA